UGACAGAAGAAAAAAAAAACCGCCGUCGUUUUCUUUGUGCGUGCGUGACUUUGUGCGUGCAGCAAGUCAGCAGCAGAGAUCAUCUGUCCUUUCUGUCGGGCGCGUGCGAGUGUGCAAAAGGCCUACCCAGCGGCGCUCGUGCAGUUCGCCACACGCAAACGUUGCCAGGCUGCGGCUUGUGAUUGGCAGGUGGCAGCAGCACAGGAGUUGAAGAUUCGUCGUGGGUUGCUUUUGCUUUGCUUUGCUUUGCUUUGCUUUGCUCGAGGCGAAACCUUCGGGUCAGGAAGUGCGCAAGCAGCAAAGGGUGGUCAGAGUGCUGAUCCUGAAGCAACACGGGCAGCGCCAUCCCAUCACACAACGCGGCGUUAAGUUCAAGCAGCUGUGUAGUGCGGAAGGACACGUGUGUUGUGUUGUGUGUGUGUGUAUGUGAGUGUGUGGCUAUGAAAUCAUAGCGGCCACAGUAACCUCCACAACAACAGCAGCAGCCGAAGCAGCGGCAGCAGCAGCCGAAGUAGCAGCACGGCAAUGACCACCAACGCAACAGCUGCUUCUGCGAGCAGUAGCAGUGGCGGCGGUGCGAGUGGUGGUGGCAGUGGAGGGUCAAGACGACGCCAUCACAUGUACGAGGAUGAUGGCGGCGGUGGCGGUGCUGACAGCGCCCACACACGGCUCCUGCUUGUGCAGGACGAGACACACUACCGCCGGCACGCCCACCCCGCCAGCGACACAGACGAUGGCGGCGGCAGUGGUAGUGGCAGCAGCGGUGCUGGCGACACUGGUGCAGCCGCUGUUGCGGCAGCUGCAGCAUUGCGUGGGUGUCCCACGACGCUUCGCGGCGUGCGUCUUCGCUUGAAACGCCUCAUGGCCACAUCCGACCUGGCACGCGCCGUCAUUCCUUCCGUUGCCAUCAUCAUCGCAUAUUGGUGUGUGUACCUGUUCCGCUAUCCCGUGUACCUGUUGGAGAACGAUGACUUUUCGCAGCCCACCAUGGCUGGUCUGGGUGUCAAGACGUGGAUGUCAACUGCAUCUGUCCUCGCAAUGGCCGUUUCUAAAUUCCCGGCAAUACGCGUGCUGAGCGCACUCAAGCCCGCGCACCGCUUCCGCUUCCUCAUCGCCACGUUUGUGCUUGGCGGGCUGGGCUUCACCGCCUUCCUGCCCCUCGACAUGCCUGUGCUGGCAACGCUUGGCAUGUUCGCUGCGGGGUUCCCCACCGGGUGCAUCUACACGGCCCUGCUCGCGUACCUCGAAGGGCGGCAGAACACGGAGCUGUACAUAUCCGCCCUCAACAUGGUGGUCGUGUUUGGCAGUUCGGCGGCGCGCGCCGUUGCCCGGGCCCUGCUUGGUGUUGUCGCGCCACUGCUCAUGCCACUCCUCAUCGUGCUGCUCGCAACACCGGUGUUUGUCGUCUGCACAUAUGUUCUCGACUGCAUCCCGCCGCCGUCGCUCAAGGACCAGCAGUCGCAGUCCGUCCGCAAGCCGAUGCCCGCUCCUGAACGCAACCAUUUUCUCAAGUCCUUCUGGCCGGGGCUGGUGUGCAUCAACAUUGCAUAUAUGGCCGCUGUUGCGCUGCGCUCCUAUCGCGACUUCUUCGCCAAUGACAUAUACACACCGCUUCUCGGGCGGUCCCCGCAACCACAGGACUACCUUGCUGCCGACAUUCCAGGCGGAAUUGUGUCCACAAUCCUGCUGCUGCUGCUUGUCCGCAUCCGAAACAACAGGCGGGCGUUUAAGCUGUGUCUGUCGCUGCUGGCUGUUGGGGGCUGCAUUGCAAUGCUCGCCGUUGUUGCAUAUGUGCGCAGCGCGCUCACGGGCUACUCCCUCAUCAUCCUGAUUGGGUGUGCGACGUUUGUGUCGAUUGUGCCGUUUUCUGGCUCGCUGUACGAUCGAUUGCUCGCCGCCACACACACGGACGGCACCUCCGUCUUCCUCGUGCUAAUCAGCGACUGCUUUGGGUAUGUUGGCGCCAUUGCUGUUCUCCUCUACCGCCCCUUCUCCUCCGCCUCUGCCGAUUACGACGGCUUCUUCAUCAAGGCCUGCGCUGUCGCUGGCCUUGCGUGCGUUGCUGCGGGCUUUGCGGCGAGCGUUUACUUCUCCCGCCGCCUUCACUCGGACUCGUACCGCCCACUCCGCAGACACGACGACGACGACGACGACGACGACGACGACAAUGCCGUGACUGUCACCGCUGCUGCUGCUGCUGCUGCGCGCGAAAGCGACGACCAUGAUGGUCACGCGACGAUGGUAGAAUCACGCGUGUAGUGAAACCUUUCCAUUCGCCCUUCCCGUCACCUGUUAAUCAAAGGCUGCGCUACGCAAGUCGGCAGCCAACGUUUCUUCAUCGAUUUAGAUAGACGACGCCCCGGCACCAGUAGAAACCAUGCCCCUUGUUUGAUUGAAGCACCCCAGACGAUGGUGUUUGUCAGAUAGCACCUGCGUCAUACCUUUGCUUCCCCUUCAUCCCCCUCCCCUCUCUCUCCGUCUCUGUGUCCCGUCUCCCCAAUCCUCCCUGCCUCGUGUACAUUGUUCGUUACUGUUGAGCGGAAAUGGUUAUGGUUAUGGGUGUAUUGUUGCAUUACAGCAUGGCACAUCCCAAA
Salpingoeca rosetta is the source of this 2594-nucleotide messenger RNA. RefSeq lists its product as uncharacterized. Lineage: Eukaryota; Choanoflagellata; Craspedida; Salpingoecidae. The transcript is spliced from 12 exons. The coding region runs from base 526 to 2259 and encodes 577 amino acids. The record is from RefSeq and is a predicted model, not a curated record.